Messenger RNA from Cokeromyces recurvatus, 894 nucleotides. RefSeq names its product kinase-like domain-containing protein. Lineage: Eukaryota; Fungi; Mucoromycota; Mucoromycetes; Mucorales; Mucoraceae. The transcript is spliced from 6 exons. The annotation marks the transcript as partial. Gene Ontology annotation, biological process: protein phosphorylation; intracellular signal transduction; regulation of MAPK cascade. Gene Ontology annotation, molecular function: ATP binding; protein serine/threonine kinase activity. Gene Ontology annotation, cellular component: cytoplasm. The record is from RefSeq and is a predicted model, not a curated record.
AAUGCAUUUGAAAAAAGUUUAAGAAAAGCAUUGCCAAAGAUUGACAUUAUUUCUUUACCAAAGACAAGAUAUAUUGGAUCUAAAAAGAUAGGCACAGGUGUCAAUGGGGCUGUCAUUCAAGUUCAAAUUAAAAAGACUGCCCCUAUAAAAUUAGCUUUGAAACGCUGCAAAUUAGCAAAUGACCCUGAUUAUCGUAGAUCUAUCAUAAGGGAGCUCCGUCUUAUGUCAACUGGACAUUCCAACCUUAUUAGCUUGAAAGAAGUCUCCGUAUACAAAAAUGAAGUUUGGAUUGCUAUGGACUUGAUGCGUUGUAGUGUAUUUAGUAUAUUAUGUGUCAAAGCAUUACCUGAAAAUCAUGCAAUUUAUAUCUUUCGUGAGACCCUUAAUGCUUUGGACUUCUUACAUUCUAACGGAUUCAUUCAUCGUGACAUAAAAUGUGAAAAUUUGCUUAUUAGUUUUGAGGGUGAAGUGAAAUUAGCUGAUUUUGGAUUGACUGCUAUUACGAAAAGAAUGAAUUCUGAUAGACUGGGCACAGCCAAGUGGAUGGCACCAGAGGUAGUUAUUGAAGCUGAAUACAAUGAAAAAAUUGAUAUUUGGUCUCUUGGUGUCACUUUGAUCGAGAUGCUUGAUCGUGUUCCACCAUACUAUAAUAUUAAAAGUGACGAAAAAGUUUAUGAAAAAAUCAUAUACGAUCCUAGUCCAACUUUUAUUUACUCUUACCCUUCCAUUUACUGUACUGGGCUUGUAGCUUGGUUAUUAGAAAUUGAACCUAAUAAUCGUCCAGCAGCAAAAGAAGUUAUCAUUGAAAUUGAUGAACAUAUUGAACGAAACUUAUUACCGAUAUCAAAUGCUAAAUGCUUAACGAAAUUUAUAACUGAAUGUUCAAAGAAAUAA